CUAAAGCCUGGGCAUUACUGUAGCUCAGGGAGCUAACGCCAGUCUUCAUGUCUCAGGUAGGUACCAUCUCUGUUCCAUCUCCUAGGUGUUGAGGGACCGUCUGGGCGUGCGUUGCCUGCUGGGUCUGACUGCCACCCUGUCCACAGCCCUGGACAUCGCUCAACACCUGGACAUCACUGACCAGGACGGUAUCGCUGUCCGCUCAGCCGCAGUGCCUCACAACCUGCAGCUGUCUGUCUCCAUGGACCGAGACAAGGACCAGGAAGUGGAAGAGGAGGGGCCAGGGGGAGGUGGUGAUUGGCCCACGACUAGGGUGUGUCACACCCAUGAGAGGGCCAUCCCUAUGCAGGACACUGUGGAAGCCCUGGACAUCACUGAGGAAGGUUUGGCGACUCUGCUGUGCUACCUGGAGCUGCAUCGUCUGCUCCACCCUCUCCGUCUGUAAGAUGGUCUGUUACAACGGCCCUCAGCAGCUCUGCAAACUCACCAAGAUCUGCCCACCUGUUGCCGUGGUGUUGGCCUGGAAACGGAUGGCAGGGGAGCGAGUGGAGGCCUGUGAUUCGCUGGACUUUGACGUGGUGGAGGUGGCAGACACUAUGGGCUGGCAGCUGGGUCUGGUGAAGAGAGGUCUCAGACAACUACAAUGGGCCACAAACAGGAGUCUUGGUGGAGUUCUCCAACCUGUCCUUCUACUUCCGUUCCUACGGUGACUUGACCCCGGAUGAGAUGGACCGAGUGUGUAAGUUCCUGUAUGGCAGGGAGGUGGCCCAGGAGAGCACCAAGCUGUACCAGCUCAAAGCCUGCUUCAAGGCCUUCCGCAGUGUCGCAUACAAGAGCUGUAGUUUCUGCACAGACGAGCUGGAAGAGAGGCGAAGCCUGAAGCUGAAAGGGCUUCUGUGGGAUUACUUUGACAAGAGGAGAGACUUGGACCUGAGCAGGAAGUACCAGGAAGAGAAGGAUGGAGAGGACGGACGAGGUGUUGAUGAAAUGCAAAAUGAAGGACUGGGAGGGUCAGAUCAGAGCGGAUAUUCAGAGUUUCCUGGGCAACCACAGUGAUGAGACGUUCUCUGGCAGAGUUGUCGCUAGAAUAUUCCAUGGAAUUGUGCCUUUCUGUGCAGUCAGUAGACCAGCUGGUGGGUAACUUCACCAGCACUGGUGGUCUCCUUCACAACGAGGGCUUCUUCAGAGUAGCGGCAGGAUGCCACCUCUACCUCAUCUCUCCCACCGAGGCCUGCUCUGCCGUGAGGGCAGGGAGGUGGGGGGAUGAGACGGACCACCUCAUCCAGGAAAUCACAGGCCAUGACCACCACGGACACAGGGAUGGGCAUGGACACGGAGACAUGGAGAGCAGUGACAUAGAGACUCUGCUCCGAAACAUGGAGAAGCACUACCGGCCUGAUCAGCAGUACGACCAGCACUGUCUCACUGGUCAAGACAUCUUAGAGGAGAGCAGCGCGUCAACUAGUUACGGUGACCCUCACAACACGGAUGUGGUGUUUGGAUACAUAGUUUACCAUGCUUUACGAGGUGACUGCAUGAUGGCCAGAGCAUUACCUGAAGAAGACUAUUUUCUGGAUUUCAUAUUCAACCGCUUCGGCUCCGACAACAUCACUAUUCACGAGCUGGAAGGUAUUAUGAAGAGCCUGCAACUGGGUGGAAUCCACGAAGAGGACCACGAUCAUGAACAUGGAGAUCAAGAUGGACACGACGAUGACCAUGGUCACGAUGACCACGUUGACCAUGACCAUAGUGACCACAGUACCACUAGCGGGGGUCGAGGUGCUCAGAGUGGUUGGGGGGGUCGAGGUGGAAGUGAAGCCUUCAGGCAGAGUCACGAGGAGGGGUACUACCAGAGGAACAUCAGCAGCUGGGACCUGACAUGUUUCAGCCCAGAGGAACUGGUAAAGAUCCAUGGGCUGAAUGGAUCUAGCCUGUCCAGGUAUGACGUGGCCCGGCUUAGCCCAGCCCUGGUCCAGCAGAUCCUCAGUGGGGCCUGCAACAGCACCUCUCCCCCUACUGGACCAUCAGACCAGCUCAGCACCAUAGAGAAGUAUGUGUAUGCCACCAUCGCCAAUCUUCUGAUCUGUCUGGCCGCUGUGGUUGGCGUUGUGGUGCUGCUGUGUACUUCCUGUAGUAGUGUCUUCCAGCUCAUCAUCCAGUUCUGUGUCAGCCUGGCCGUGGGCUCCCUCACUGGGGACGCCCUGUUGCACCUCCUGCCUAUGUUCCUAGGCCUCCAUGUUCACAGUGAAGGAACAGACCACAGCCACUCAGAGGAGGUUCCAGACUACAUCUAUAAGAUACUGGUGCUGAUGGCUGGCAUCUACUGCUUCUAUCUCAUGGAGACUAUCUUCUCCAUCGUCACCACGCACCAUGCCCCGCAUCACCAUGGGGCGGAGUCUGAGCCCCAUCACUGUGACCAUGGUAAAGUCCUGGAGAUGUACCUGCAGGACAAAAAGAACAAGCAGUCUGUAUCGCAGACAGACCUGGUUGAUAGCAAUGACACAGAGAAAGCCUUUCCAGAACAAAACCAACACUCAAGGGAACAGCGUCUGCUACCCUACAUGGUUACCAUAGGGGACGGCAUACAUAACUUUGCCGAUGGCCUGGCUAUCGGAGCGGCCUUUUCUGUGUCCUGGAAGUCAGGCCUUGCCACGUCUCUGGCUGUGUUCUGUCAUGAGCUGCCUCAUGAACUGGGUGACUUCGCUAUCCUGCUGCACAGCGGGGUGUCAGUGAAGAAGGCCUUGAUGCUGAACGUGGCCAGUGCCCUCACAUCCUUCAUCGGACUCUACAUCGCCCUCACCAUCUCUACUGACAUGGCCACCAAGCAGUGGAUCGCUGCCAUCACCUCUGGUCUCUUCCUGUACGUGGGUCUGGCUGAUAUGCUCCCCACCAUGGUCCAUGCGGACAACCGUAGGCCCUGGCUCAUGUUCCUGCUGCAGAACGUAGGACUGCUGUCUGGCUGGGGCAUCCUGCUGCUCCUCUCUCUAUAUGAGGAUAAAAUUGGCUUCUAGAGCCUCCCAGUCCUAACACUGUACAGUACAAUACAUUUACAAAUGACACUCUGUAGGCUAUGCUAUAUUUCACCUGUUUUGAGAUUGUUACUGUAUCUGUAACACGCUUGGUAUUUCUAAAUGACACAACAUUACCUGACAUUACUUUUCUAGAUGUUAUAUACAGUAUGAGCAUACAGGCUAGUUCUGGUGUAUCUUAUGCAUCUAACACAUGGAAGUAUAAUCUGUUGGUGUUCUGUUUGGACACAUCCUGCCAUUGGUGCUAAUGUUACUAUUUGAAGGGAUAUCAUCUGAAUGUGAUUAGUUCAAACUGUAAUUUAUACAACCUAUAUUUAUAAUGGGACUCACAGGUCCUCAGGCUACUUCCUCUCUAAUUGUCACACCUUUUGUAUUAACCUCAUGUACAGUGCCUUCAUAAAGUAUUCACACCCCUUGA
Salmo salar (Atlantic salmon) is the source of this 3447-nucleotide messenger RNA. Lineage: Eukaryota; Metazoa; Chordata; Actinopteri; Salmoniformes; Salmonidae. The record is from RefSeq and is a predicted model, not a curated record.